This is a messenger RNA of Doryrhamphus excisus (bluestripe pipefish), 1773 nucleotides long. RefSeq names its product solute carrier family 1 member 1 (gene slc1a1). Gene Ontology annotation, biological process: L-glutamate transmembrane transport. The record is from RefSeq and is a predicted model, not a curated record. Gene Ontology annotation, molecular function: glutamate:sodium symporter activity; L-glutamate transmembrane transporter activity; L-cysteine transmembrane transporter activity. Lineage: Eukaryota; Metazoa; Chordata; Actinopteri; Syngnathiformes; Syngnathidae. Gene Ontology annotation, cellular component: plasma membrane.
CUCUCCCUCCCUCCCAGCAUUGCCAGUCGCGUCUGAAGCAGACCUGGGACUCAUCUGCCGGUGACGUUCCGACCGAAGCCUUCAUUUGCUCUUUUUAUUUGUACAAUUGGGGCGAAAUUGUGGGGUUGCCCUUUACUGUUUUUGUCGGACCACCAUGGACGUGAUGGCCAACAACGAGCGGCGGCGACGACGCGUCAAUUUGAAGGGCUUAUUGAAGAAGAACUGGCUCCUGAUCGCCACGGUGGUAUCCGUGAUGCUAGGGAUCAGUCUGGGCGUGGCGGUCAGAGAGUACGCCACACUGUCGCAUCUUCACAAGCAGUACUUCGGCUUCCCGGGGGAGAUUUUGAUGCGGAUGCUAAAGCUGGUCAUCCUGCCGUUGAUUAUCUCCAGCAUGAUAACAGGUGUAGCAGCCUUGGACUCUGAGGUAUCAGGCAAGAUAGGACUACGAGCGGUCAUUUAUUACUUCUCAACAACCAUCAUUGCCGUCAUUCUUGGAAUAAUCCUGGUGAUGACUAUCAAACCGGGAGUGUCUCAAACAGCCCAGCACAUAGACCGAGCCGGAACCACGCCCAACGUCACCACCGUCGACACACUCCUGGACCUCCUCAGAAACAUGUUUCCCGAAAAUUUGGUGCAGGCUUGUUUUCAACAGUACAAGACCAAGCGCAAGGAGUUGGAGCCAGCAAAGUUUUUGUCCCCAACCAUGCCGACUCCUCCUCUGGUGACAAGCGUCAUGGCCACCAUGGAGAACAUCACCCAAGACUACAAAAUCAUCGGGACGUACUCGGACGGAAUCAACGUCUUGGGCCUGAUUGUGUUUUGCGUGGCGUUCGGCUUGGUCAUUGGCAAAAUGGGCAAAAAGGGACGCAUCCUUCUGGAGUUCUUUGACGCCCUCAACGAUGCAACCAUGAAAUUGGUCCACAUCAUCAUGUGCUACAUGCCGAUAGGAAUCCUGUUCCUAAUCGCCGCCAAGAUCAUUGAGGUGGAAGACUGGGAGAUCUUCCGCAAGAUGGGACUUUAUAUGGUGACGGUGCUGAGCGGCCUCGCCAUCCAUGCUCUCAUCUGCCUGCCGCUGAUCUUCUUCGUCAUCGUGAGGAAGAACCCGUACACGUUCACGCUGGGCAUGGCUCAGGCUCUGGUGACGGCGCUUAUGAUCUCCUCCAGCUCGGCCACCUUGCCUGUCACGUUCCGCUGCGCCGAGGAGAACAACCGUGUGGACAAGCGCAUCACACGCUUUGUGCUGCCAGUGGGUGCCACCAUCAACAUGGAUGGCACGGCGCUCUACGAGGCUGUGGCCGCCAUCUUCAUUGCGCAACUCAACGACUAUGCGUUGGACGUGGGGCAGAUCGUUACCAUCAGCAUUACGGCAACAGUGGCCAGCAUCGGUGCUGCGGGGGUCCCCAACGCUGGGCUGGUUACCAUGGUAAUCGUCUUGACCGCCGUGGGAUUACCCGCUAGUGAUGUCACGCUCAUCGUGGCUGUUGAUUGGCUGCUGGACCGUUUCCGCACAAUGAUCAACGUCCUGGGCGACGCGUACGGCGCCGGCAUCGUCCAGAAGCUGUCCAAGCGAGAACUGGAGAAGAUGGACCUGACGUCAGACGUCACCAACCCUUUCGCCCUGGAGGCCACGCUGGACGAGGACGAGUGCGAGAAGAAGUCGUACGUCAACGGGGGGUUCUCCGUGGACAAGACCGACGCCAUAUCGUUCACCGAAACAUCGCAGUUUUAAAUAAAAGACAAGUGGCUUGAAAAAAAAAAGUGCCAAAAGAAGCA